CGACUAUCGAGUUGCCGUUCUGCAACUCGAAGCCGUUAAAUUUUGUCGACUUUAGUUUAUAAUUGUGAAUAAAAAAUUUGUCAGCCUUGCAACGAGAUGCCGGCUCUGGGGAUAGCAACCUUUUGCGCCAUCGCCGCUACGAUUCAUUUCGCCACUUUUGGUCAAGCAUCGCUCCUGAAUCAAGCAGUUUUUCCUGACGAUGAAAAAAUACCAACUUUCUUUGCUAGAGGCGAUGUUGAUAAUUCAGAAGAAGAAUCGAAUAUCUCGACGGAGAAUCAUGAAGUCUGCCGAACUGACGGAUGCAGAACAAUUGCCGAAGAAUUUCUCAGCAGCAUCAACAAGUCGGUCGACCCUUGCAACAAUUUUUACGAUUACGUGUGCGGUGGAUGGACCACUGAAAAUGCGAUCCCUCCCAGCUUACCGUCGUGGAGUCGUUUCAUGAUGUUCCAAAAGGUCGUUCAUUAUCGCAUCAAAGGAGUCUUGGAAACCGUGAUCGAACCCAGUGACAUUUUGCCAGUGAAACAAGCCAAAAAAUGGUAUCGAUCUUGCAUGGACACAGAAACUCUUCAAGAAAGAAAAUUGAAACCGAUAGAAUCAGUUUUAAUCGAAACCGGUGGUUGGCCCAUAACAAUGGACGAGGAAGAAUGGGACGGUAACGAACAUGCCUGGCAGAAAGUCGCAGAUGAUUAUACUCGCUUGACAGGUUCCCAUGUUUUUUAUCAAAUUGAAGCAAUGGGUCCGCACACAGAGGCGGAUCAUGGUAUUAUAACGAUCCGUCCUCAGGAGCUUCCGCUUAGCGAACACAUGCCUCUGAAGUACAGAAAUUACUCUGGCAACGAUUACGAAUAUUAUUUACAUUUUGUCAGCGAAGUUGCUCGGAUCUUCAUUGAAGACAGUCGCGCUAAUGUCUCGGAGGAGAAACGGUUAAGCGAUGCUAAAGAAAUUGUCGAAUUUGAGAAAAGUGUUUAUGAGCUUAAAAAAGACAGACACUUUGGCAAAAUGACUCUGCAGGAGUUCGACGAAUGGUACAACAAAAGUAUGGCGGAAUCAGGAGUUCAAGCUCAAGGGAAAUUCGAUUGGCAGCCUUGGAUCCAGAAACAGUUCGACACUGUGAACCUGAGGGUUCAUCCAUCAACGGAUCUUCGUUUCGAUUCAUUGAAACACAUAAAGGGAAUGAGUGAACUUUUAGAAAAAACUCCAAUGAGAAUAAUCGUGAACUACAUACAUUGGCACUUCGUUGCAAAUAUGUUGGCCUACACAACCGAAGAUGCAAGGAUCAUUCUGUACAGACUCCUAAUGGAGGAAUAUGGGAUCAGAGAAAGGCCUCCACGUUGGUCCGAGUGCGUCGACGAAAUGAAAAUGGUGCACGCCUCUGCAUACGCUUUCGUCAAUAAAUAUUUCUUGGAGCACACAGUAAAAGAGGUGUCGAAAAUGACGGAAGCUAUACGAAAAGCGAUGAACGAACAAAUCGAGGCCUCAACAUGGCUUGACGAAGAAUCCAAAGUAUUGUCCAAAGAUAAACUCAACAGCAUGAAAAUUUUCAUCGGUUUCCCUGAUUGGUACAAGAACAAAACAUUCGUUACAAAGUUUUACAAGGGGUUGACAAUUGGAAACGAAUACUUUGGCAACACUUUGAGUUACAUGAAGUACGAAAGAAAAAUGGCUUUAAAACGUUACACAAUUCCUCCCGGUGUCGACGAAGACUCAUGGUUCCUCGAUCCCAUAACGGUCAACGCUCUGUAUGGUCCGGAUGACAAUACACUGAAUAUUCCAGCUGCGGAUUUUCAAGCUCCUCUUUUCACACCAGGUGUCCCGGACAACGUGAACUAUGGAGUGGCAGGUGUCGUAGUUGGUCACGAAAUCGGUCAUGGAUUCGAUGAUUUGAGUAUAAUGUACGGUAAAGACGGAAAUAAAACGAAGCUUUCGAAAUCAAUGCUGAUGAACUUCUACCAAAGAGCAGAGUGUUUCCUCGACCAAUUCGACGAAUAUUAUGGAGAAACAAAACCACCAGAAUUAUUCGGUACUACCAUAGAUCCUGAAAUGAUGUUGUUCGUUCAGCGAUUCCUUGAUCGAAGAAAGUCCCGGUUUACAAGGGGAGAAAAUAUGGCUGAUUCGACUGGUAUCCAAGCGGUAUUUGAAGCGUAUAAGAAGCUUGCGAAGCCAAGCGUAGGUGUACGGCUCGAAGGAAUGGAGGAUUUUACGGACGACCAACUUUUCUUCGUUUCUUUUGCUGCUAUGUGGUGCGAAAUAGGAACCCCUCAGUACAUGAAGAAAAAAGCAGAGGAGAAGAACGUGCACAGCCCUCCCAAAUACAGGGUCCUUGGUGGUGUUUCCAACUCGAAAGGCUUCGCCGAAGCGUUCAAUUGUCCUGUGGGUAGCCCGAUGAAUCCUGCAGACAAAUGCAGUGUUUGGGGAAAAGAGGAGGAAAAAGUUGACAUGGAACUCGCAUGGAUGAAGGGAAGACCCAAUCGCUGGGGCGGACAAUGGCGUUGGUGAUAGUCACCAUCGUACACCGCAUUAAUUAUAUACGGUUCUGAUGAACGGUUUCACUAGCAUCAAUCUAUUUCAAGAUAUUUCACAAAUGAUUAAUAAACACUUACGUACUAAUGAUGAA
Messenger RNA from Venturia canescens, 2614 nucleotides. Its product is annotated as neprilysin-11-like. Gene Ontology annotation, molecular function: metalloendopeptidase activity. NCBI's taxonomy places the organism in Eukaryota, Metazoa, Arthropoda, Insecta, Hymenoptera, Ichneumonidae. The transcript has 18 exons. The coding region runs from base 97 to 2496 and encodes 799 amino acids. Gene Ontology annotation, cellular component: plasma membrane. Gene Ontology annotation, biological process: protein processing. The record is from RefSeq and is a predicted model, not a curated record.